AAAUAAUUAAUAUUUCUCGACAACAACGGUGAGGUCGCUUUUCUUUCUCUAUUCAUAACCCAACGGAGAAAACCAAGCAGAGAAACGAAAAAGGGAGAAACGAAAAGGGAUAGAGAGAAGUGAAACGAAACUAAACGAGUACUAAGUUACACCCGCUUAUCUUUAACAUAAAUCCUAGUGCGUAGCCUACCUGUCGACUAUUGUGGAACGCCACUAUACCUCCCUCUAUCCCUUUUAACGUCGAACUGUCAAAUCUAAGGAACCUUGUUUGUAUACGAAAUUCUUAUCGAGCCUUUGGGGUUCACAUCGCGUCUCGAAGAAUACGACAGGUCAAACGAACGAGACAAACAUAAAGCAGAAUGAGCCGCAUAAUGGAUGAAAAAGAAGAGUUAGUUAAAAAAGCUUUAUUUAGCUUUGUAAGAAAACAAGUACCUACUGCACAGCUAAGUUUAAUCGACGAUAUUGUACUCAGCUAUGUGGUAAGCAUGGUAGAAGAAAAUGCUAUGGAGGAAGAAUUAGAUGUGGAUGGUUUAUGCGAAAUGGUUUCUGCUUGUCUUCCUGAAUUUUCAACUAUCGAAAAAGAAGCUGUAUCGAAAUGGUUACUUGACGUUGAAAGUAAACUACGUCAGGGAAGUAAGGAAAAUGAAAAUUGCCAACCCCAUGAUCCAUUGAGUCAUAUUAGCCUGGCAGCUCUUUUACCACCUGGUACUCAAAGAAUGCGAGUACAUCAUCUCUCAGAAACUAGUGAUGCGGGCAGCGAUUCCAGUGGAGAAUACUUUUCUGAGGAAUCAUCUUGGCAUCAAGUUGCACUCCUACAAGAAAUGUUUCCAGCUGCUAGCCCAGCUGAAGCUCGACAUUGUUUAGCAGUUGCUGGAGGUGAUAUAGCAAGAGCAGCUCAAUUAGCUUUGCAUCGUCAAGAAGCUGGCCAAAGUAUUGUCAGCAAUCUGACAUUUUUAACGCCCAAUGGUCGGAAUAAAGCCAGGGUAAAUGACGAAGAAUUGAAGUCACGUAUCAUCGCUCGGUAUAGUUACGUCGACAGGGAUGAUGAUUCUCGCGAACAUCGUCCGGUUGCGCCUAAAACAGAACCAAAGAAAUUAGUGCGCUAUCUGGACAAUAAAAUCGUAAGUGUAAAAGGUGAACGUUAUACUGAAGUACGAAGAGGAGGCGAAGAUGAGGAAGGCAACGAAGGCGGUAGAAAACGAGGUCAUUGCCGUCCGUAACCAGUCCCUCUGCCUCCACCACCUGACCCACCCCCUUGGAGGCAUCUGAUUUCUAAUUAAGCCUUCGAUUUAGAUUUUUCCCAUCUCGCUUAUGUAGUGGUACGCGUGAUACGUAUUGGUAGUAUUGGAUUUUAACAAAUAUCUCGAUGACAUCUCUCUCUAACUGAUAUUAUUA
Messenger RNA from Polistes canadensis, 1395 nucleotides. Its product is annotated as CUE domain-containing protein 2. NCBI's taxonomy places the organism in Eukaryota, Metazoa, Arthropoda, Insecta, Hymenoptera, Vespidae. Bases 360 to 1220 code for a protein of 286 amino acids. The transcript has 5 exons. The record is from RefSeq and is a predicted model, not a curated record.